Sparassis crispa is the source of this 1401-nucleotide messenger RNA. RefSeq lists its product as hypothetical. Gene Ontology annotation, molecular function: L-glutamate dehydrogenase (NAD+) activity. Bases 1 to 1401 code for a protein of 466 amino acids. Gene Ontology annotation, cellular component: mitochondrion. The record is from RefSeq and is a predicted model, not a curated record. The transcript is spliced from 13 exons. Lineage: Eukaryota; Fungi; Basidiomycota; Agaricomycetes; Polyporales; Sparassidaceae.
AUGUGGAAUGUGGAGAUGUGUUACGGGCCUGUCAUCGAGGUCUUCGAGGUGGAGGGCAGCUGUGAGUGCAGGCUCGUCAUCGGGUAUAAGAUGGGCGGCACGAGCAAGUUCUUCAGUGCCCUCUCAAAUCUGUACCACUUCUACGCCCUCUAUUCCAUGUGCAAAUACAUCGAGCAAUUCUCGAAUGGCAUCACGAUUAUAUCCUUGUAUCUUAACCCUCUCCCGAGCGCGCUGAACGCUCCCACAAUCAAGCAUUCCAUAUUCCAAGUGAUGAAGGAGGCCUCACUGUUAUAUUGCCUGCCCGACAACCCCUUCUUCUAUGCAGAGCCCGGCCAGAACAGCGGGCAUGCCGUGCAGGAGGCGACUUAUGCUUACUGUGGUUGGGUGUUCAUGCAGCACUUCUGCAACCAUCUUGGGCCAGCGUACCUCGCAUUGAAGAAUAUUCUCGACGAGUCGAACUCGUCACACAUGGAAGUGCUGAACAACAUCAAACACCGCUUCAGGGAGGAGACCUUCAUGCGAGAAAGCAUCGCACAGGUCAUCCAUGCGCAUGCUGACCUCAUUAACUUACUGCCUACGCUGUCAUACCAGCGUCUCCAGACCCAAGUCCCACUGUCCGACGAGGACCUCUAUGACAAGAUCAGGAAAACUGUGCACAACAAGCACGAGCUGCAGGUCCUCGAGAGCUUCUUGAUCUUUAACAAGUGCAUUCAACUCCCGCACGUUCUUAAGACCAACUUUUACCAGCUGACUAAGGUCGCACUGUCGUUCCGCCUCGUGCCAGACUUCCUGCCUGAGGUGGAGUACCCGAAGAAACCAUUUGGCAUGUUCUUUAUCAUUGGCGGUGAAUUCCGUGGCUUCCACAUCAGGUUCAGGGACGUUGUGCGGGGAGGUAUCAGGAUUGUUAUGUUGAGGAAUAGUGAAUUGGGUUCAAGCCCAAGAUUGUGCUUCGAGAAAUACGUGGACGCUGUCAUCAACCUGCUGAUUCCUGGACAAAGCCCUAGGAUCAAGAAAUGUCUGAUUGAUCUGUAUGGCAAGCCGGAGCUGCUGUUCUUCGGUCCGGAUGAGGGUACUGUGGACAUGAUGGAUUGGGCAGCUCUGCACACACGCGCCCGUGGUGCGGAGACCUGGUGGAAGUCGUUCACGAUGGGCAAGAGCACAGAGACGCUCAGUGGCAUCCUGCACGACCAGUUCGGUAUGACGUCGCUCUCAAUUCAGCAGUAUGUGCUUGGGAUCUACAAGCAGCUCGGGCUCAGGGAGAAGGAUAUCACGAAAGUGCAGACUGGCGGACCUGCAGAUGGUGAUCUUGGCUCAAGUGACUCUGACAAGACCAUCGCUGUCAUUGACAGUAGUGGCGUCCUUGCUGACCCCGCCGGUAUCGACCACGAGGAGCUCAUCUGA